Molecule: messenger RNA, 2655 nt
Organism: Melanotaenia boesemani (Boeseman's rainbowfish)
Lineage: Eukaryota; Metazoa; Chordata; Actinopteri; Atheriniformes; Melanotaeniidae
Product: gamma-aminobutyric acid receptor subunit alpha-2
Exons: 10
Coding region: 441-1802 (453 amino acids)
Biological process (GO): regulation of postsynaptic membrane potential; synaptic transmission, GABAergic; signal transduction
Cellular component (GO): dendrite membrane; neuron projection; GABA-A receptor complex
Molecular function (GO): GABA-gated chloride ion channel activity; transmitter-gated monoatomic ion channel activity involved in regulation of postsynaptic membrane potential; benzodiazepine receptor activity
Source: RefSeq, a predicted model, not a curated record
CUUGCCUAUCACGAUUCACAUCGCGGCUCUACGAGCUGCGGAGGUUGCUGAACAGAGUAAACUGAAGCCACCAUCAGCUCCUGCAACUGCUGCCGUUUCAUUUUAAUUUUUUCUGCUGUUUUGUUUUUCUUUUUCCCCUUUUCUCUCCCCUCACCUGGUUGUUACCACAUUUCUGUUUUUAAGGGCCUAAUUUUUGUUUUAUUCUUGGGACACAAUGAAAGCCAACACAUCUUGGGAGCAUUCCUCCUGUUGGCUGGGACCAUGAUUUACCUCUCGCAGCUUUGUUCUGAUGACAGCCUCACACUCACACGGUCUCAUCAAAGCAGGAGAGAGCCGUGAAUUGUUCCUAACUUUCUUCAGCAUCUUCGACGAUUCCAGCUGCAGCAGGUACUUUUUGCUCUUGAGCAGCAGCUGCCCUGCGUUUUGGUGCUGAAGCAGCCAUGUGGAGCAAGGAGAGCGAUACUUCUCUUCUCAUCUGCCUGCUGGCGUUCACAGCUCUGUGGACAACCAGAUCAGUGAAUGCCACGUCUGAAGCCUUCAAAACCAACAUCACCCUGUUCACACGCAUCCUUGACAGUUUACUGGAUGGAUAUGACAACCGUCUAAGGCCUGGUCUUGGAGACAGGGUAACUGAAGUGAAGACUAACAUCUACGUCACCAGCUUUGGACCAGUUUCAGACACAGACAUGGAGUACACCAUAGAUGUUUUCUUUCGGCAAAGCUGGAAGGACGAGAGGUUGAAAUUUCAUGGACCAAUGAACAUUUUACCUCUCAACAACCUGAUGGCAAGUAAGAUCUGGACUCCGGACACCUUCUUUCACAAUGGGAAAAAAUCUGUGGCUCAUAACAUGACCAUGCCUAACAAAUUGCUAAGGAUCAAAGAUGAUGGGACCCUGCUGUACACCAUGAGGUUAACUGUGCAUGCAGAGUGCCCAAUGCAUCUGGAGGAUUUCCCCAUGGACUUUCACUCCUGUCCACUAAAAUUUGGCAGCUACGCCUACACAAUCUCAGAAGUGACUUAUGCGUGGACUCGAAAUGCCUCAGACUCGGUAGUGGUUGAAGGAGAGAGCUCUCGUCUGAAUCAGUACGACCUGCUUGGGCAAACUGUUGGACAAGAAACCAUCAAAUCGAGUACAGGUGAAUACACAGUGAUGACAGCUCACUUCCAUCUGAAGAGGAAGAUUGGCUACUUCGUCAUCCAGACAUAUCUCCCGUGCAUUAUGACAGUCAUCCUUUCCCAGGUGUCUUUCUGGCUUAACAGAGAAUCAGUGCCAGCUAGGACUGUGUUUGGUGUGACGACAGUUCUCACAAUGACAACACUGAGUAUAAGCGCGAGAAACUCCCUGCCUAAGGUUGCAUACGCCACUGCCAUGGACUGGUUCAUCGCUGUCUGCUACGCCUUUGUCUUCUCCGCUUUGAUUGAGUUUGCCACUGUCAAUUACUUCACAAAGCGAGGCUGGGCUUGGGACGGAAAGAGUGUUGUGAGUGAAAAGAAAAAAGAGAGGGCAUCUAUUGUUAAGAAGAAUAACGCCUAUGCUGUUGCAGUGGCCAACUACGCGCCUAAUAUCACCAAGGAUUCCAGUACGCUUCCUACCAUUGCCAAAGGUGGAGCCACAGAUACCAACAAGGCCAAAGCCGAUGGCAAAGCCCAGGAAAGCAAGAAGACAUUCAACAGCGUCAGCAAAAUUGACAGGAUGUCACGGAUUAUGUUUCCGGUUCUCUUUGGUACCUUUAACCUCGUCUACUGGGCCACCUAUUUAAACAGAGAACCUGUUAUAAAGGAUAUGGUCCCUUCUAAUUAGAGACCAGUUUAGAUCGCUUCUGGUCUGGGGACUAAGAGAUGAACCAAAUACCUCCAGCAACUGUGUACACAUACCUUUGCAGUCCUGGAUUGCAGUGUGAUCCUGUAUCUCCGCCCUGUUUUCUACACUGUCUGCAGCACUUUUGAGAAGCCUGGCUUUUGUAAAUGUGUAUGUAUAUUUAUAUUCAUGGUUUCAUGGUGUCAUAUUGCGUGGUUACUUUGAUUAGAGUGCAUAUUACCUUGAAAGUAUGUUUCCAAUUACAGUAUGUGGCCACUGUACAUACAAAUCAACUGAAGAUUUAAACCCAUUAACAUUAACAUAUACAUUUUAUUUAGGGUUUCUACUAAAUGUGUUUAAUUAUGUUGGUAAUAUCCACUAUCUUUAUAUCACUGUAUGUAUUUUUUUUCCUUUAUGGUGCAAUGGACUGAUUUUUUUAUGUUCCUUGCCAUGUAAGUGUGGCCUGACUUUCUUUUUUCCUGUCCAAGCCAAUGCAAAAACACACUUGUAUUAUAUAGCUACAGUUUAAAACUUGUUUGAUUGUUCGUGACUGCAGGUAUGGGGCUGCCAUCAAACACUGCUCUGAUCCUCAUUACAGAAAAGACUUAGAAAAUGAAUAGUUGCAGUGCAAUUGUGUCAUUUUCAUGAGUACGUUCAGAGUUCACCAUGUCAGUUUUGAACAGGUUCAAAGUUUUGUUCAUUUAAAUAUUUACAGGUUAGAAGUGAGAAUGGAAGGAUGGACUUAAGAAAGAAAAGAAGUUAUAAUGCAUGAUAUUUUGUCUUGCAAGGAAAUCAGUAAUACUAGAUCUUAAAUUUUAUCACACAAAACAGAAAUGCAUGUGGAACAGAUGCGCAG